AUGCCUCGUCGACGUUCCGGAAAGCCAAAAGCUGGCCAGUCAAAACACCGUGGGGUGGACCGAAAAGAAGGCAAGAUAAAGCGGUGGAACAAGGCUUCUGAUGUACCCCUGGACGAGGAGGAUCAGUUCCAUGCCUCGCGAGACAAGAUACUACUCGAAGGAGAUGAUUAUGGAAAUGACGGCGAGAACGACGGAGACGAGGACGAGGUGUUCGCUCUGAAGGGUAUCCCUGGCAGUUCAGAUGAAGAGGAUGGGGGCGAUGGCGGGGAUGGUCCGGAAGACGACGAAGACCUUGAGCGCAUAGUCGAAGCCAAGGGCAAGAAGAAGAGCAAGAGCAGGAAGGGCAAAGAGACGUCGCCGUCGCCGUCGCCGUCCGCGGACGAGUCGGAAGAGGAAGAAGAGGGCUGGGGCAAGUCGAAGGCGGCAUAUUACUCCUCAAACGCGGCGCAGCUCGACUCAGACGACGAGGAGGCGAACGAGCUCGAGGUGCAGGAGGCCAUGCGGCUGCAGGCCAAGGCGAGAGACGCUCUGGUCGACGACGAUUUUGGAUUGGCAGACCCUGUCGACGUCACGGCAGAACCGGAAGAUGUCCUGACGGAUUUGCCGGCACCUGCCGUGCAGCCACUACCUCAGGACAAGCCAUCCUUGCUCCGGCAUCUUGAAAAGACCAGUCCUGAGUCGUUGGCAUUGGCUCGAGAUUGGGAUGAUAUCGCACGCCAGCUCCUCCAGACUCAGGUCAAGCUCAUCCAUAUGGAAGCUGAGCAGCCAGACGCGUUGAGUCUCGGCAUGGCACAUUUGCAUUAUCAGGCGCUCUUUACAUACGCCACCACACUCGCGUUCUAUCUUCAUCUGCGGGCCCAGGAGAAGUACGUCCAGCAUCCGGAGUUACUCCGGUCACACCCCGUCCUGCCACGUCUCCUUGUUCUCAAGCGGUCGCUCGCGACGCUCGAGGACCUAGAUUUCGACUUAUCUGAUGAUGACGGCGGCGGCGACGAUUCAUCGUCAGACGAGAACGCCUCCGUUGAAGGUGCUAACGGGCUCUGGUCGCCGGCCAAGAGGAAGGGCCUAGAAUUCGGCGAACUCGAAGACCUGCUGCAGGAGGCGAAUGCGGUCAUAGUCUCCCAGGGCGCCGAGGACCCGGACACACGCUCGCCCAAACGAAGGGUGAAGCCCGCGGUGCCUGAAGAGCCGCCCAAAAAGAAGCGCAAAACGGGUAAGAGCAGCGCAGACGCCAAACCGGCCACGCCCGUGUUCGAUCUCGUCGAGCCCGACCUGGCGCAGCCCAAGGCGGCAUCCUCGUCCGCCGGCCGCCCCGCGUCCUCGGCGGCAACGGACGUGUACGGCGAGGCGACCGCGCUGCCGGCGGCGGACGCAGCGGACAAGAUGGCGCGCAAGAAGUCGCUGCGCUUCCACGCCGCGCGGAUCGAGAGCACGGCGGCGCGCCGGCAGCAUGCGCGCAGCGCGGCGAUGGGCGGGGACGACGACAUCCCGUACCGCGAGCGGAAGAAGGAGAAGGAGCAGCGUGCUGCGCGCGAGGCCGCGAAGCGGCGUGGCGCGGGCGGGGACGACCUGGACGACGCCGAGCCCGAGGCCAGGAAGCCGGAGAAGAAACGUGCACGGGAGGACGACGAGGGGUCUGGGAGCGAGGCCGGCGGGGACGGGGACGGCUAUUACGAGCUCGUCCAGCGCCAUUCCAAGGAGAAGAGGGAGCAAAAGAAGGCCGUGUACGAAGCGGUGAAGGCGGCGGAGAGGGGUCAGCGGCGGAUGGCGACAGGCGGACGCGCACGCACGGCUCUGCAUGGGCUCGAUGAGGAGCGCGAUGACGACGUGGUCCGCGCUCGGGAUGCGGUGCACCUUGAGGUCCUCCGCGAGGUCGCGCGCGCGGUUGAUGAGCGUCUUGGCGAGCAGGCUCUGGUUCGCGUUGCGCGCGCGGUCCGCGACGAGCAGCGGGUUCUCGGAGAACUUGGCGCCCCACGCGAUGACGGUUGCGACGAGCCUGCAUUGCCAUGGGGGCACGCCCCGCGAGUUUGCGCCGAGGAAGAGGCCGCGCUGGAGGCGCGUGCGGAACUGCGCGGGGUUGAGCAGCGGGAGGCGGGUGUGCACGAUCUGAAAAUAGACGUCAACGAGGUCGAGUGCGAUGCUGCGGGCGGGCGUCAGUCAGAGUGCUGUCAGUGCAUGCGGCGCGAGGGUGCUACGCAACUCGAUGCGGAAGGACUCGUCGCCGAGUUUGGCGGCGACGUCGCCCCAGUCGGCGUACGAGCCGCCCAUGCCCGGCGGGAGGGCAGCGUUGUAGCCCUGCAUGGCGCUGCUUACAUCGCGCAAUGGGUCAGGGCGCGUGUCGUCUCAGGAGCAAACGCAAAUUGGCUAGACCUUGGGGUGGGAGGCGAGAACAGAUAA
This is a messenger RNA of Postia placenta MAD-698-R-SB12, 2397 nucleotides long. RefSeq lists its product as hypothetical. The record is from RefSeq and is a predicted model, not a curated record. Lineage: Eukaryota; Fungi; Basidiomycota; Agaricomycetes; Polyporales; Adustoporiaceae. Bases 1 to 2397 code for a protein of 798 amino acids. Gene Ontology annotation, biological process: maturation of SSU-rRNA from tricistronic rRNA transcript (SSU-rRNA, 5.8S rRNA, LSU-rRNA). The transcript has 7 exons. Gene Ontology annotation, cellular component: small-subunit processome; nucleolus.